Messenger RNA from Thlaspi arvense, 1473 nucleotides. Lineage: Eukaryota; Viridiplantae; Streptophyta; Magnoliopsida; Brassicales; Brassicaceae. The record is from the annotation of a GenBank genome assembly.
AUGGACGAUGAGAAGAAGAAAAAGAGAAACAAGAAGAAGAAGAACAAGCAGAAUAACAAACGUGCAGACGACGCUAUACCCACCGGAGUCGCCACCUCCGAGGACGGGAGUCACAUCGGAGACGGUGACAUUGCUCAAGUUACCCAAGUCACAGACGCCAAUGAGCUGCAACCAUGUCACCAGAUCAAUGUAAGUCCGCAAAUAUUCAGAUCCAAGGAACAUCGAUUGCUUCUCGUUUCAUUACAUUCUGUGAUUAUUUCUUCUUCUUUCAAGCAGGCAGAUGAAUCUGUUGUUGAGAACAAGUCUCAGCCAAGCGAGGCGUUGUUGCUAGAAGAAACAAUCAAACAGUUACGCGAUGAGAAUGGAUCCUAUCUUCAGAAAGAGGCUGUUUUCGAAGAUAAUGUUAGACGCUUGGAAUCUGAGAAUGAAGCUCACUUACAGAAAGAGGCACUGUUAGAAGAAAGGAUUGUGCAUUUGAGAACAGAAAAUGAAGCUCACAUACAAAAUGAGGCACUAUUGGAAGAAAAGCUCUUGAAUCUGAGAACAGAGAAUGAAUCUCACAUACAAAAUGAGGCACUGUUAGAAGAAAGGCUCUUGCAUUUGAGAAUUGAGAAUGACGCUCACAAACAAAACGAGGAAAAGUUGGAGGAAAGACUUGUGCAAUAUAAAACAAAGAACGACGUUCUUGUUCAUGAACUGUCUAGUACAGAAGUCAAGAUGAGACAAUUGCUAGAUGAAAGAUCUACCUUCUCCCAGAAAGAGGCCAGUCUAGAAGAUAAAGUUCGACAACUUCAACAUGAUGAAGAAUCCUCAGUGGCUGUGGAGAAGUCAUCCAGAGAAAUGAUUUCUAGCCUAAACAAUGAAAUUGCAAGCCUGCGAGCAAAGGUUACGGAGUUGGAAGAAUCUAGGAGUAAUAUUCUAGAGCAGAACCAGAGUCUGGUUGAAACUGUUUCCAAUCUCCAGGCCCAGCAUAAAACUCAUGAGAGUAACCCGAAGGGUGAUUCUGAGGCAGAAUUAAACUCACAGAUUGAAGCAGCUUGUACUCUAGUUGAAAAGCUUAUCACUGAAAAUGCUGAACUUGUCGAGAAGGUGAACGAGUUGUGUAUUAAGCUAAACCAAUCGCAGCAUGCUUUUGCUUCAUCCCCUGAGAGCAUAGCAAUUGAAGUACAGAAGUCUGAAUCUUUAGAAGAAAUACCCAUACACGACGAGCUGAUUAGAAUUGAUAACUCCAGAGACAUGGAAACCGCAAUGGUAGAGAAAAACUUGUCAGGAGACGAAACAGAAGAAACAGUGCCGGUUUCUAUGAACCCGAAUGGGGAAAUAGAUGUGGAAUCACAGGUUGUAGUAGCUGGAGAAGAAGAAGCAAGUGUUGGUGUGCCUCUGGUGGACGCUCCACUCAUUGGUGCUCCGUUCAGGCUCGUCUCGUUUGUAGCAAGAUACGUGAGUGGUGCAGAUUUGGCGGAAAAGAAAUAG